AUGAUCGGCCAUCAGCAUCAGCAUCAUCAUCACAGCAUGCUCUCCCAGGCCGGCCACCGACUCCUCCGCAAAUGCCGGAGCGAGAAGAAGCUCCGCAUCAGCCCACCCAUGCACGUUCGCAAAGACAGCACCGCCAGCACCUCAUCCCUCAGCUCCGAGGCGUCGACGGCAGCAAGCUUCUCGACCCCCACUUACCACCAUCACUCCCGCUCCCCGAGUGAGCACGAGAGGCAGUCGUCCGACUGGGACCCUCUCAGAUGCCACCCACCACUGGACGUCGACAGGUCCCCCUAUAUCCCCAUGCCGCGGCAGGCACCGCUGCAAAGGGGGAGUGGCGGCGGUGGUCACGAUGACAACAGCUACGACGAUGACGAAGACGACGACUAUGACAUGCAGACCCCUGUGGCGGAGCACGAUUUUGAAGACAUCAUCGAUCACUACGCUAUGACGGCACUCCGCCCUCCGCCGCCCCUCGCCAACCGGCGUCCACUCUUCCAGCGCAUGAAGACGGCCGAGAUGGACAUCCAUGAGGGUUUCGAUUUUGGAUUCGCCGCCGCCAACCGCGACGGCCACAGGCACGACCACCUGGCGCCUCGCACCACGCCUCCCCGGCCCCUGACCUCGUCCACCAUGGAGUCGGACCACUCGGGCACCUCGUGGCUGAACCUUGACUGCUCGCGGGACAGCGUCCCCAGCGAGCUCAUCCCGUCGCCCAGGAGCAGGCGCCCGCCCUCCACUCAGCCCGACACCCCCGCCCACCUGCUCAAGAGGGGCGAGUGGAAGAGGAGGGGCAUCGUCUUCGUCUCUGAGACCGACAAGGUCACCGAGGAAGACUGCUUCGACAUCCCGUAA
This is a messenger RNA of Pyricularia pennisetigena, 852 nucleotides long. RefSeq lists its product as uncharacterized. The transcript has a single exon. The record is from RefSeq and is a predicted model, not a curated record. Lineage: Eukaryota; Fungi; Ascomycota; Sordariomycetes; Magnaporthales; Pyriculariaceae. The coding region runs from base 1 to 852 and encodes 283 amino acids.